CUGAUAGCCUCGAAUCUGAAAAAGGCCCAAGAUAUGAUAUGGCAAAAAAGUUGCUGGCUAAAUAUAAGGCGAGUAUAAGAGCUUUUUUAGAACGAAAAGAAAUAAGUAGCGUGGUGGAGAUCUGUGGGUUCUCCAUCAUUCAAGUCUGCGGCACUUGCACCACCGAGGCACCAGGUGAACUGCGGGCUCAUCUGAUGUUAAGCCUGCGGGGCGACUUGGUUGAUCGGUCAGAAGCCAGAAAUUGGGUAGAAUCUUACGAAUGUAAACCAGCUAGUAAACCCAUAAUUCAUCUACACAGCUCAACAAUUACCGGGAGUACUAUAAACUCUCUGAUUAAUUCAGGAACAGUCAAUAAUUCUAAGAGAAAACAGGAAGAGCCAUCCCAAUCUACUGAUAGUACAUCAAUGUCAUCUACCACAACACAAGCAAAAAAUGUGGAUAGUUGUGAGGAUGACGAACUAGAUUAUAACAACCACGAGAUAGAUCAAAACAUCGAACUGGAGAGGCAGUUAUCUUUUCAAAAGCAUAUAAAAAAGUAUCCCGAUGAAGACAGUCCAAGUGAUGUUUGGUUAUUGCCUUCUGGCAAAUCCAUCAAUGAAGUAAUUCGUGGUCCUGAAAAUUUACAUAAAUCACAGAAGUCAAAAUGGAUCGAACAAGAUGAUUGGAAUUAUUUAAAUUCCAGCAUUGAAUAUCCGCAUUGUAAUUUAUCAUCUGAGGCGGAAAAUCUAUUCACUACACUAUUAGAGACUAUGUCUUAUUAUGGUUGUAAGUAUUUUGAUUUUGCAGAAUUUCUUUCAAAAAAUAGAGGAGAGGUUCAUCUUAAAGCUAGCGCAAAUCAGCGAUUUGUACGACGUAAUCUCAAACCCGAAGAUGAUAAACCCAAGGGUAUGAAGGUUGAUGGUUCUUUUCAGUCGCCUGACAAUAAAGGACUUGAAAUAGCUAAAAAAUUUAAUCAUGGGGAUUACAAAGUUCUGAGACGUUUGCGUACUUGGUUUUUUCAUAUACAUGGACUUGAAGUACAAAUAUGGGGGAUGGAUUUGCCUGUUUCCAAGGCUUAUCGAAUGUUUCUUAUUGGCGUUUUUCGGUUACCAAUUAAUUGGGACGAACAUCAUGAGCUGGUAUAUGCACUGAAGAUUUUGUGGAAUCUUGGUGUGAAAGUUUUCGAAAAAGAAACUGAUGUCAUUAUCAACUGCUCAGAAUUAGGAGCAAAAGAACUUGUUGAAGAUGAUGAAAAAAACAAACUCUUUCCUAUUGGAGGACAACCAAUUGGAUUUAAAUUCAAAAGAAAUGAAGGACAAAAAACUUGUUUCAUCACUUGCACUAAAGAUGAAAAUGAAGAAAAAUAUGAAGCUAUCCUUGUCACUCAAGAGAUUAUUCAAGGAUGUAAAGAAGUAAGACCUAAUUUGUUUAUGAAAGAAUUGGAAAUCGUGGCAAAAAAACGCAGACUUAGACCCUAUAGAGAAGGUGGAAUUAGGAUAGAGUUAAAACCUUUUGGUGAUAAAGGUUGGAUUUGUUACAAUUAUGGUUAUAGUGGACAAGGUUUCCAGUUCAGUUAUAGUUCUGCUAAAGAAUUGAUUAAAAUCUUGCAUGAAAAAAAUAUUCUUUCCUAG
Funneliformis geosporum is the source of this 1610-nucleotide messenger RNA. NCBI's taxonomy places the organism in Eukaryota, Fungi, Glomeromycota, Glomeromycetes, Glomerales, Glomeraceae. The record is from the annotation of a GenBank genome assembly.